UAGCUCUUCCCUUCCCUUCUUGUUCUCUGCUCUUCUUUGUUUUUCUCAUUCUCCCUCCUUUUUUUUUUCUUUCGUCACAUGUUCCACCGAUUGAUUGAUUGUAAAUCCGAAAUUUGUCAUUCGAUCUCGACCCCGUUUUUCCUUCUAACUACAUUUGUUUUCUGCAAAUCGUCUCCAAUGCAGCCUUGAUAUCUAAUCUGUAAGGAUGAAGAAGGGCUUUUAUGGACUAAGGGGUAAAGAGUUAUCUCUUGUAACCAUUGCUUUGAUGUGCACGGUUAUUAUUAUGUUGACAUGGGAGAAAACACCACUUCUUAAUACCAUCCCUCCACCUCAGACUCGGUUGCAGUUGUCUCUAGAUCGAGGUAGACUAGUUAGUAUUUCUCCUUCGGGACAACAAGAGCAUACUAGUGAAUAUGUUCCCAUUUUUGAAGAUAAAAACACUGUAAGUAAUCAAGAAGCUCGCAGGCCUUCUUCUCAUAGUUAUUCAAAUGAAGAGGACACAGUAUCUUCUCAAAACAAGGGAAACCAUAUAGGUUCCAGAGAAGUUACACACAAACAGAUAGUGGAACUAAGAAACGAUGGGAACUCAGGAAGUCCAAAAGAAAUUAUAGAAGAUGAAACCAUUCAUAACCAAAUUGUGGUUAAAGGUAAAACGGCUCCUAUAAAGAAAGAGGUUUUAAAACCAAAACCAAAAGAACUUGAUGAAAAAAUAGAGGAGGCAGUAGAAGAAAAUUAUUCAAGUCAAGCAGAACAAAGUGUGGAAGAAAAUUAUUCAAGACAAGCAGAAGAAAGUGUUGAUUCAGUUUUGCCGAUAGUCUACAACAUCAGCACGAUAGAUGAGAAAUUGAAAAAGAAUCAAGCCUGCAAUUAUGCCAAAGGAAAAUGGGUUGUAGAUGAGAAGCAACCUUCGUAUUCUGGGUUUGAAUGCAAGCAAUGGCUUUCUAGCAUGUGGGCUUGUCGUCUGACUCAACGUGCAGAUUUUUCCUAUGAAAAUCUUAGAUGGCAACCAAAUAAUUGUGAAAUGGAAAGAUUCAAAGGCUCCGAGUUUCUGAAAAGGAUGCAAGACAAAACUCUAGCCUUUGUUGGAGACUCCUUGGGACGCCAACAAUUCCAGUCUUUGAUGUGUAUGGUCACUGGUGGGAAGGAGCAGCAGUUUGUAGAUGUGGGGAAAGAAUACAACUUGAUCUUAGCUCCUGGUAACACACGCCCUAACGGGUGGGCAUAUCGAUUCCCAAGCACCAAUACUACAAUACUCUAUUAUUGGUCAGCUAGCCUAUGUGACGUGGAGCCCUUGGAUGAAAAAGAUGGAAGCACUGAUUAUGCCAUGCAUUUGGAUCGACCACCUGCAUUCCUACAGCGAUAUAUUAAUAAAUUUGAUGUGUUGGUUCUGAACACAGGACACCACUGGAAUCGUGGAAAGCUCAAGGCUAACCGUUGGGUGAUGCAUGUGGAUGGUAAGCCAAACAAUGACAAGAAACUCGCAAUGAUUUGGAGUGCCAAGAAUUUCACCGUUUAUAGUAUUGUCAACUGGGUGAACUCUCAGCUGCCAAAGUAUCCGGGCUUGAAAGCUUUCUAUCGAUCAAUUUCACCAAGACACUUUGUGGGUGGAGAUUGGAAUACUGGAGGAAGCUGUGACAACACGAGACCUAUGUCGAUUGGAAAGGAAGUAUCACAAGAUGAAUCAAGUGAUGAGAGUGCUGCAGGUGCCGUGAAGGGGACGGGGGUUAAGAUUUUGGACAUAACAGCCCUUUCCCAGCUUAGAGACGAGGCUCAUAUAUCUAAAUAUAGCAUAACGGCCAAAGUCGGUGUUCAGGAUUGUCUCCACUGGUGUCUACCAGGCGUCCCUGAUACAUGGAAUGAAAUUUUGUUUGCGCAGAUCUAGUCACAAGGUUACGGGAUGGAAAGCCAAUCAGAAAACUGUGGUGUGCGGCUAUGAAGAAGUGACUCGAAUGAGAGCUCCUUCUUUUUUAUUACUAUUCACAGUUCAAGAGAACUCGCUUCUAUUUUUAAGUAGUGUAUACUCUAUGAAUUCGUAUAUCACACGUAAUUAUAUUUAGAGAUGAAUACAGAUCGCUGGAAGAGUGAUUGUAAACAUUUUAUUUAGCUUGAAAAGAAUAUGACAGUCAUCAAAACUA
Molecule: messenger RNA, 2135 nt
Organism: Cucumis sativus (cucumber)
Lineage: Eukaryota; Viridiplantae; Streptophyta; Magnoliopsida; Cucurbitales; Cucurbitaceae
Product: protein trichome birefringence-like 16
Exons: 6
Coding region: 206-1882 (558 amino acids)
Biological process (GO): xylan biosynthetic process; plant-type secondary cell wall biogenesis; xyloglucan metabolic process
Cellular component (GO): Golgi apparatus
Molecular function (GO): acetyltransferase activity
Source: RefSeq, a predicted model, not a curated record